AAGGAGUGGGUCAUUUAUCAUUGGUGACUGCUGAGCUCCACCAUCUCUGCACGCAUCAAAGUUGGGGGAACAAGCCUCUCUGUGCGGAGCAUAGCCAUGUCAGUGGCAAGCAGAUAAACCGGUCAGCGUGAUGGAUGGGUGAGGAAGUCUGACGCUCCGUUUGACCAAAUCUAGCCAACUUCUAAACAAAGAUGCUUCUGCCAUUGCACCAGUAGCAAGCAGAAUCCUGUCACUUUCUUCACUAAUGCAUGGUCAUAGUAUCAACGAGUUUGUUAAAGCCUUGUGCCACGCAUGUCUUAUUAUGUAGCAGAACAUAUAUAUAGGUCUUGUUGUAAAAUGCAUGUAUGGAUUGAUAUACAAGUUGAUGUUGACAGAAGACAGCGGUGGUAUCAUUUUCUUAGCUUUAAUUUAGCUGAAAACCCCGACUCCUCGAGUUCAAUCCAGUAAAUUUGCUUCCACGUUUUGCUGGAAACGCUGUUGCGGGAGAGAGAGGAGGGGGAGGCGCUCUUGGAUUGGACGCGCCGCGGUUGUCAGGACUGGAGGAGGCUGGGAAGAAGGGACUGUUGUGUUAAGGCCGCCGUGGGAGAGCGCAGCACACUGUAUUCGAAAAGCGCGAAUGACAGGAGAUUCAGGACAGUUUGAUGUCUGUCUGGAUUAUGACGCUGAGUACACUUGUCCUCACUUGUCGCGACUUCACUCUCCCGGUGCUUCAGACACAGCAUAGCCUACUUUCCUCCCUUGACGAGCAGCGCUAGUUACCGAAAAAAGAGCCGAAGCGACGAAGCACUCUUCCCUUCAAGGGAGCGGACUGUGAUGACAACCCAAACGAGGACGGAAUCUAAAUUGACCUAUCCCUGCAUAAUCUGAAACUCGACCGCAAGAGAGAAACUUUGGUAGCUACAAAUGUAGAUGACACGGCAACAGAUAUAUUAUCGGUCUGCAUAGCCGUGUUUGCCAGGGAAAUUAAUACUAACGAGGUACAAUAGAAACCCGGUUGUUUAGGACUUCUGAAAAAGACCAGUUUGUGAUACUGCGCAGCCUGCUACCCGACAGUACUCUCGUUGUCUCUUAAAUAAAUAGGAUGGACGUAGACUAUGUGACGAGGCACUAUUUCGUGUUACCGUGUAUGAACUCUGUUCUGUUUUAGCCUUGACUAAUGUUGACUACUUGUAUGGUCCAAGCACAUCUACAGUUAUGUGUUUGGUAACUAGCAGCUAAGUCGAUCUUUUAGUGGAAGCCUUUACUGUUGUGUACAAGCAUUUUUGUACUCCAUUUCUUGUAUUGAGAAAAGUAGACAUCAAGACUGUUUGAACUUGUCACCUGUCCUCUCUUAAAACAAUUCACUGUGGCAAGUCAGGGCGCGCAUAAACUGUGGCCACUCAAAAAUAAAGGACGGUGUUAACUCAGUGGCGUGCACUUGGACCUACUGGAUGUAGGUGCUGAGCAAUAGGUGCUGUUCAGACUCCAUGGGUCCUGACGCGACCCAACGCCACACACAUUUCAUCGCACAAGGAAGAAGAUAAGUCUUCACGUCCAGUCCGUGGAUAGUAAAGGGAGUGGAUGAUUAUCGGAUUGUAAGACUGUGCCAUGCACCGCUUUGGCAAGCAGCUGCUGCCUACAUAGAGGUUGCUCCCCCUCCUGAUUCCGUCCUCUUCGCCCACCCCCAGAGGAUGCUGGGAAUGUGUCGUGGGCGCAGGAGGUUCCUGGCCUUCUCCCUCGCCCUGCUCUUCAUCCCAGCGCUCACCUGGCUCUACCUCUCCGUCGGCAACUUCCAGGUGAGGCACCUCCCCCUGUCGCCCCUGGAGCCCCAGUCCUCCGCUCUGAUUGGUGGAGGAGCCGGGGAGCGUCAGGCCCUGGAGCUGCGCGUUCGUGAGGUUGAGGAGGAGAACCGCGCCCUGAGGAAGGAGCUCAGCCAGCCGCCCCGCAGCCCCUCCCGCCCGCACCAAACGGGCCACCAUGGCAACGGCUCGCUGCCACACUCCAGUGAGGACGCCACCAAGCACAACGAGGCUCAGAGGGGGGGUAUCGGGGCCAACGGCUCUGACUGCAUUCAGCAGCCCGCUGUGGACAAGUGUGAGACGAUCCAUUUGGCAAUCGUGUGUGCCGGCUACAAUGCCAGCAGGGAUGUGGUAACGCUGGUGAAGUCCGUCCUGUUUCACAGGCGCAACCCACUGCACUUCCACUUCAUCACGGACUCCAUCGCCCAGCGCAUCCUGGCCUCCCUCUUCCACACCUGGAUGGUGCCGGCCGUACGUGUGGACUUCUACGACGCAGACGAGCUGAAGUCUGAAGUGUCCUGGAUCCCCAACAAGCACUACUCUGGCAUCUAUGGGCUCAUGAAGCUGGUGCUGACCAAAGCGCUGCCCUCUGACCUCAAGAAGGUCAUCGUGCUGGACACCGACAUCACCUUCGCCACCGACAUCGCCGAGCUUUGGGCCGUCUUCCACAAGUUCACAGGGCAGCAAGUUCUGGGUCUGGUGGAGAACCAGAGUGACUGGUACCUGGGGAACCUUUGGAAGAACCAUCGGCCGUGGCCAGCCCUGGGUAGAGGCUUCAACACAGGUGUGAUACUGCUCCUUCUGGACCGCUUGAGGAAGCUCCGAUGGGAACAGAUGUGGAGGCUGACCGCAGAGAGGGAACUAAUGAGUAUGCUGUCGACCUCACUAGCAGACCAGGACAUCUUCAACGCGGUGAUCAAACAGAACCCCUUCCUGGUGCACCAACUGCCCUGCUUCUGGAAUGUUCAGCUGUCGGAUCACACUCGCUCCGAGAAGUGCUACAAAGACGUGGCAGACCUCAAGGUGAUCCACUGGAACUCUCCUAAGAAGCUGCGUGUGAAGAACAAGCACGUGGAGUUCUUCCGGAACCUCUACCUGACGUUCCUGGAGUACGACGGGAACCUUCUGAGGCGGGAACUCUUCGGCUGCCCCAGCGAGACCGACCACAACAGCGCUAACCUUCAGAAGACUCUGUUGGAGCUGGAUGAGGACGACCCGUGCUACGAGUUCCGGCGGGAGCGUUUCACCGUGCACCGCACACACCUCUACUUCCUGCACUAUGAGUACGAGCCCAGCGCCGACAACACCGACGUCACACUGGUGGCCCAGCUGUCCAUGGACAGGCUGCAGAUGCUGGAGGCCAUCUGUAAGCACUGGGAGGGCCCCAUCAGUCUGGCCCUCUACCUGUCUGACGCCGAGGCCCAGCAGUUCCUGCGCUACGCCCAGGGCUCGGAGGUGCUGAUGAGCAGAGGCAACGUGGGCUACCACAUCGUCUACAAGGAGGGGCAGUUCUACCCCGUCAACCUGCUGCGCAACGUGGCCAUGAGGCAGGUCAACACGCCAUACAUGUUCCUGUCCGACAUCGACUUCCUGCCCAUGUACGGCCUCUAUGAGUCCCUCAGGAAGUCUGUGGUGCAGUUGGACAUGGCCAGCACCAAGAAGGCUCUGGUGGUGCCGGCAUUCGAGACGCUCCGAUACCGUCUGUCUUUCCCCAAAUCCAAAGCUGAGCUUCUGUCCCAGCUGGACAUGGGCACUCUCUUCACCUUCAGAAACGAUCUAGGCCUAACAACUCAGAGAAAGCCCCCGCAUCACUUCCAUGACAGCGAGAUCAAGUAUCACGUUUGGAUGAAAGGCCACGCCCCCACCAACUUUGCCAAAUGGCGGACGGCCACAACGCCCUAUCACGUGCAGUGGGAGGCGGACUUUGAGCCGUACGUCAUGGUGAGGCGGGACUCCCCAGAGUACGACCGGAGAUUCGUGGGCUUCGGCUGGAACAAGGUGGCCCACAUCAUGGAGCUAGAUGCCCAGGAGUAUGAGUUUGUGGUUCUGCCCAACGCCUACAUGAUCCACAUGCCUCACGCCCCAAGUUUCGACAUCACCAAGUUCCGCUCCAACGAACAGUACCGCGUCUGCCUCAAGACGCUCAAGGAAGAGUUCCAGCAGAACAUGUCCCGUCGCUACGGUUUCGCCGCGCUCAAGUACAUGACGGCGGAAAACAACAGCUAGCCGAACCUAUCCGUCCAACAGCCACAAAGCACACACCCUCCAGUACACUCAAACUAAAUACUUGCCCCCUGAGCAUCCCAUAACAGACCUUUGUCAGGGUUGCCAUGUUGCAGACUGCAGACAAUUCCGAAAGUGAAAAGAAGACUUUUUUUCCAACCAGUGGGUUUUCCCUCAAGGCUAUUGCGAACACGGACACUGUACGGCUGCAGUUUCGGAAAUGACCUUUUGACUCCUUUUUUUGUUUUCUUUCUAAACAUAACAGACAUCGCAAGGAAUGGCCGGCCCAAUCCUCACCCAUUAUGCAUUUCAGCCCCUUAAAAUGAACAAAAAAAACAGAACUCUGAACAGAACUGUUCUCCUCCUGAACUAAAUUCAAGUUUGGGUUGUCAGGGACAAUUUGCUGCAGUAUCAACAUGGAAAAACUAUUCCUCUUUUUACACAACUGGAGCACUGAAACACGUAUUUCUCUUUCCAUACCUCAUGCUUUCAAAAUGACAUUUUGACAAGUCAGCGAAAUGAGGAGAGAAGGACAAGCACCCCACUGGAUCUUGACCAAUCACAAGUAAACUGGACCGGUGAUAAUGUCUGCCCCUCGGCCACUCAUUGGCUGACACUAUUCAUGUGUGUUAUACAAAUGUGCCAAAUGGCUUAUAUUUUCACAAAUGGACAGUGUUUGUGUCAAUACCGAAGAAAAGACAAAGGGAUUGUUUUAGUCUUACAAAUUCUUUCUUUUUUUUCAAAGGGAAAUAAUUUAAAAAAUACCAUCCAUUGUAUAAUGCUGUUAAGUACUGUGAAGAAAAAAAAAAGAAGAUAAUAAUGAAUUUGCCAUGAGGCUGCAAGCAGCUUCUGUGGUCUUCAGAAAUUUGAGUCAGUAAAAAAAGUUGAAAGUUACAUGUCUAUUUUGAUAAUAAAAAUGUAAUGUCA
This is a messenger RNA of Clupea harengus (Atlantic herring), 4928 nucleotides long. RefSeq names its product LARGE xylosyl- and glucuronyltransferase 1-like. The transcript has 17 exons. Gene Ontology annotation, biological process: protein O-linked glycosylation via mannose. Bases 1671 to 4004 code for a protein of 777 amino acids. Gene Ontology annotation, molecular function: glucuronosyltransferase activity; xylosyltransferase activity. The record is from RefSeq and is a predicted model, not a curated record. NCBI's taxonomy places the organism in Eukaryota, Metazoa, Chordata, Actinopteri, Clupeiformes, Clupeidae. Gene Ontology annotation, cellular component: Golgi apparatus.